Molecule: messenger RNA, 5796 nt
Organism: Pyrenophora tritici-repentis Pt-1C-BFP
Lineage: Eukaryota; Fungi; Ascomycota; Dothideomycetes; Pleosporales; Pleosporaceae
Product: sister chromatid cohesion protein Mis4
Biological process (GO): replication-born double-strand break repair via sister chromatid exchange; regulation of gene expression; establishment of mitotic sister chromatid cohesion
Cellular component (GO): Scc2-Scc4 cohesin loading complex
Molecular function (GO): chromatin binding
Source: RefSeq, a predicted model, not a curated record
AUGAACGGAAACUGGCAUAAUGUUAAUGGAGGGGGCCUCCCGAUUCGCAGGCCCCCUCCAACAGUGGACGAGGCCCUCCCGUAUUCGCCUUUUACCUCCAUCAUCCCCUUCUCGCCGGAUAUCAUACCCUUUCCCAUAGCCGAGCCUCCCACGCCGCCUUCGACGCUGAGUUCAGACCAACAAAAAGCUGCGAAGAGGGCAGUGGCCAUCUUGAACGACGAAAUCCAGGGUCAAUCCACAGCUCAGCACUUACACGACACACUCAAUCAGUUACGCAAUCUUCUUAGCCGCGACAAACUUCCUGAGUAUCACUUCAAGUCGAUGCCUCAACUAGCCACCCCUCCACCGGAUAGCCCCGUCAAGAAUGCCAAUGGAGACACAUCCACGUACACGCCCGAGUUAAGCCCUUUUGCGCGCAUGCUCCUGAAGCAGACCGACGUGCCAUUUACGACGUCAAGCACCAGCACGCCCACGCCAGCUCGCAAGGAGCAAGCUUCUGCAAGGCAACAGUCUCAUUUGCAACAGGCUCGCGCAGGGAUCCAAUCACCAGCAACGUCAAACGGCAUCGCCCACGCACAAAACGCGAACCUAGCAUAUCCACCCAGUACUCCUUCAUCCGCUCCUAAUAGUACUCCCGUGCGCCCGCCGGUGCGCCCUCCCGGCCCUGCAGUCAUGAUCAAGCCAACACUUGGGGCUCGUGAAGACUAUAGAUAUAUCGAGAAUAUUCCCACACCUGGAAGCCUAUCGCAGAAGAAGGACGAUAGCAGAGCUGAAGGUGGUGUCGCUGUUCUGAGACCUCAUGAACGCGACAUUGCCGACGGGAAGAUUGAGCUGCUGAAAAAAAUUGUAGCAGAUCUAAUCGAAGACAAGGAUGACCUCGAUGGACCACUGCAGUUUACCAAAAUCACGUCUCCUGAGGGCGACUUCAACAUCCUCAAAUCGCGCUCUAUGGAUAACCUUUCCGAGAAGAUUGCGGGCGUAGUCACCCUCGGCCGCUUUGGUACGCUUCCUGUCGACCUGAUCAUGCAGAUGCAAUCGCUUCUGCAACCAACUAUCCUAUCAACGAUCAAAAAUGGACUUUUCCCACAGGAGGACGCUACACUAGAACUGACUGAGAGCAUUACGUCGGCGAAGCUUGCCCUCAAAGCAUCCAAGCUUUUGCUAGAGACCAUGAUUGAGGGUCACGAUGACCACCGGAUACGGCGAGAGGAAAUUAUCGAUACCAUCGUCGAUCUUAUCAAACUCGUCAAGGAUGCAUGCGUUAUUCCCAUUGUCCAGGCCCGACGGUCAGGAGAGUCACAAGAGUUGUUCAACACAGCCUCAGCUGUUAGGCAAGAUCUGCAAAUGGUGCUGCGUUUGUGUGGAGCUGUUCUUGCCCGCUUUGCUACACUUAUCGGCAAACACAAGCUGUCAGAUCGAGCUGUCAACGCAUUGGAAUACUUGACGCUUGAACUACUUGUGGAGCAAAAUAGCGAGCAUGAGAGAGACUCAGUCUUCACUAUCAAGAAAUUUGAACACUUCCGCCAAAAGGCCAUGGAUGUCCUCGCUCAGGUCUUUGCUCAACAUUCAGAUCUACGAUUAUCUAUCCUCAGCGGCAUCUUCAGCAAUUUGGAGAAGCUGCCCGACAAGAAGGCGAGUGCUAGACAGUUUGUUUCUGCUCGCGAGCCAUCCAUAAUGACCAUAUCUGCGCUCUUCAUGCGUUUCGUACAAGUAGUCGCGACGAACCCAAGUACUCGCACCGCGCUGCAGAUUAGCGACGUCGACAUCGCCGAGGACGAGGCCAGCGACUAUGAGCCUGGCACGUCUCCUUCGAAGAAGGCGAAAAAGGGCAAUCACGACAGCGCAACGGCGGCAUCGACUGCUCAGAAGCUUACGGCUAUCGCCACUAAUACAGCUGCUUUCAUCGCAGUGCAACUUUGCGAGAGGGCCUCGAACACUUCCAAGUCGGGUGAUAAACCAUUUCGCAAUCUACUUGAUCUAUUUAUAGACGACUUCUGCAAUGUCCUUGGUUCGCCUCAGUGGCCUGCUGCCGUUAUGCUUUUACAAGCAUUAUUGGUCCGCAUGUCAAAUAUACUCAAAGACGAGGAAGCAGCAAAACAUUCGGUUGUCGACAAGGAUAUGGCUCUAACGACAAUGGCGAGGAUCGGCUGUGGUGUGAUUGAUUUCAGAGAUCGUCUCAAGAAGAUGAAGCAGAGAUUGGAUAUUUCCCAAUCCGAUCUGUCCUCGAGGCUAGAUCGAUUAGUAAAUGAUGCCAUGAGCGACGACGUAAAAGAAAGAGUCAACGACGUGGACUUGUAUGCGUUUGAUGGACCUUACCGCAUGGUCAUAGAGUCACUGGUUGAUUAUCUCGACUUGCGGCCAUCCCAAGAAGACCCGCACUUGGCGGCAGUGACAGGCUACUACGUUAGUCUAUGGCUGACAGAAGUCCUGAAGCUUUUCCCAAAGGGAGAAGAGGAUAAUCGACCACAAGCAAUCAGGACCGUCCAACAGUGUUUGGAGAACAUGAUCGUAGACUCUAAGUGGCUGGCUCGAAAGUAUAACUUCCAGUCUGUGUCAGACGACCAAAGCAAGCUAGCCGCUGGUGUCAUCACUUUGCAAAGCCAGGUUUGCAGGUACCUGCCCAGUAUCGUCACGUUUAUGCAACGUUAUGCGCAAGACAAACACUCCUCAAAGCUUCGGACGAGAGGGACGACAGGAUUGCAGCAGCUCCUAGACAAAGAUCCACGCGUCAUCUCUGAAAACCAUGUCAUCAACAUGAUACCCUCGUUGCGAGACACCUCACCAAUGGUACGGGAGGCGACGCUUUCCCUACUUUCGAAUUGUUUGGCAAAGGAGCCGUCACUCGAACGCCAUGUUCUACCUCAGAUCCUAGAGAUGACGACUGAUCCCUCAAACGGACCAAAGAAGAAGGCCAUCAAAUUGCUCAAGGAUAUCUAUCUCCGAUCUACAUCAAAGCAGAAUCGCCUUCGGAUCGCUGCCCCAUUGCUCCUCCCUUCACAAGACGACGAAAGCACUAUUUCUGAACUGAGUAGGAACGUUCUCGAGGAGAUAUGGAUGACGACUGCUAGCACCAGUGCUAAGACUGACGAUAGUCAAGACAAACUCAAUCGUGCUCAGCGAGCUUCAUUCAUGGUAGACCUUGUUGAGUCUAUCGAUCGGAGUAGAGUCCACAUGGAGGCAUUCGAAAAGUUCUUUGCUCACUGUUUGUCCCCUGAAGCCAAGUACCCGGAUGCAAACCUCAAGAUUUGCGGAGAGCUUGUUGUAGAUCUCAUCGACGAGGUCAUUGACCCCGGAAAUGGUACAGACACGGAAUCCCAAGCACGUGUCAUGAACGCGCUUAGUGUUUUUGCAAAGACGAAACCGACGCUGUUCAAAGUGGUACACCUGAACCAUCUGAAACUAUACAUCAAGACUAUCCAAGAUACGGGUGACAUAGCCUUGGUGCAGCCAACAGUCGUCAUCUUCCGCCAUGUGCUACCAACGCUAUCUUCACUCGAACAAAGCCUUGCGGAUGAGAUAAGGCAGAGUCUCAUGCGCAACCUAUCUAAGCUAGCCAGUUUUGCGGCUCAAGAUAGGCGUGCGAGUCGGGAUACGCUUCUUGACGUUAUACAUUGCUUGUGGGCCAUAAGCGGAAUGCCCGGCAUGAAUGCAGACCGGAUAUUCGUUCCUCUUUGUUCUGUCAUCUGUCAGCUACGGCCAUUUUUGCAGUGUACUCAAGCAGAGGCUGCCGAGCGACGACUGAGUAUCCUAUCUUAUCUGAUUUUGCUCGGCACAUUUGGUCAAGUCUGCAGCGUUGACCAACACACCGCAGCUUUCGUUGCGAGGCUUCGCAAUACUCUUAGCACUCAAAAUGCGACGCUCCGGGCGCAGAUGGAGCCGUUGCUCAAUUCAAAGACACCCACUCCUCCAUCUCUUCUGUUAUUGGAUACCGCACGACCUUUCACGAUGCAGAAUUGGGAAAUCAAGAUUCGCGAGCAAGCGUUGCGAAGUAUGGGGGGCAUCUGUCAACAGUCGCCUCAGCAUUUCAUGCGUGAUGAAGUCCAGGAAGUGGUCAAACAAGUCUUCAAGAACGAGGGUAAUGACUCACUAAAGUACAUUGCACUAUCCUUUAUCCGGGAAUUCUUCUCAACCGCUGAGCGACGCUCCGAGACUGGCGCACAGAUUGCAGUCGGAAAAGGAGCUGUCACCGGCUCUAAGCGUUUGGAGUCCUCAUUCACUGCCACUGGCAAUGACCGGGCCUCACUACAACUGGCUCAGACAUUCUUGGAACACUUCGUCAAUGCAGCAUUCCGAAACAAGAACGAACUUGCAGUCAUUGCGACAGACAUCAUCGCCAGUAUCAGUCGACAAGGUCUGGUUCACCCAAAAGAGUGCUGCACUGCGCUUGUCGCUCUUGCCACUUCACCGAUGCCGAGUCUCGCUCAGGUAGCUGGUGAUGAACACAAACGGAUUCACGAGAAGCAGGAAUCAUAUCUGGAAAAGGAAUACAUGAAAGCAAUCAGACGGGCUUUCGAGUACCAGCGAGACCUAUACAACGAUCCUCACGGAAUGGUUGAAACUACCCACGCCCCCAAGCUUGCGAAACUUCUCGAGGCACUCAAGAGUGGGAAGAAGGCUAGUCUCAAGAAGUUUAUCAACAACUUCUGCAAGCAGAUCGAUUUUGACUUUGAAGAACUGGAUGCUAGUGGCACAAUACCCGGACACGUUCUGUAUGCUCGUUUCUGCUUGGAGAACUUGGCCCUGCUUGACUUCCCUCACUUCGAAGAGUUAGCCGUGUUUCUCAAUGCAGUCGAGGCAAUGGUUCUCAAUACUACCGGGCCAGCUGUGGGACUGGUCAUUGAAGAUGAGAUGCCAAAGCACUAUGUGAAUGUGGAAACACCAUUUCAACCGGACAUGCUCCAGCAACAGCAGCAAUUUGCAGCUGGACAGAUGGGUGGCAUGAUGCAUCUACCGCCAGCUGUAGCUCUUUCCGUACCCAGGCUUGCACCGCUGAGCAUCGCCGACGACCGUCUUCGCAAGAUUACUGCAGCUUGUAUGAUCUUACAGAUGGUAUGGGAAACACGAACCUUCAUUCGCCGAUGCUACACAAUCAAGAACAACGGGCCAAUUCCCUCGAAGGACUAUCCAAAACUUGCAAGCCGCAACAACUUCAUCACCGGCAAGGAUCUAUGGGAACGCUUUAACCCCAUCAUGUGCGCUCUCGAUACGCGUGAGAGUAUGAUAAAGCAGUGCUACGACUUUGCAGAGUUGCUGGACGUAGAUCGCGACAUCUUUGUUGACGUAGACGGUGUUGAUACCCUUGGUACAGGCUACGAGACGCCAAAUGACGAUGGCGAGAAUGGUACGCCGCUCCCUACUAGCGGUCGUGGUAGGAAGAGAAAGAGCAAUGUAAACCUUGGCAACACACCGAAGAAGGCGAGAAGUAGAACAAGCGGGUCAAAGAAGAAGGGUAGGAAUUCCAAGACGCCCGAUGGCGAUGAGGACUCCGAUUAGGCGCCGUGAAUCACAUCUGACCUGGAAUGAAGACUGAAAGGAAACACUCCUUUUAUAUUCCUGCACAUACGGAAGGGUACUAUUUCGAGGGGGUGUUCUACUGCAUUAGCACGGCGUUACGCGGCGAGAUGUACAAUAUUGAUACCCUCAGCAUCUGGGACUGGCGUUUUUUUACUACAAAAAGAUCGAUCAUCUUGAUCUACUUGGCGAUGUGGAGGAGGCGUCGCCACUGUCAAGUCAGGAUCACAUGCAGCGUCCUGGCAAGUAUAUAGCAAACAAAUAGCAUUGCAUGUCUGGCCGAAA